UUCAGUAUACGCAAAUACGGCGGCUUAACGGAUGAUUGGCCAAUUUAUGUCACUGUUUGCAGCGUUUCUUGUUUAUUUUUUGUCUACCUCGAUUGUGGCCUCAAUACCUUUAACGUAUUUUACUUGUUGGGCGCCCACGAUAAGAUGGUGAAAUUGCUGGAUCAGCGCACUCUCUUUCAACCAGGCUUGGAUUACAGAUUGGAGGCGGUUUUCGAGAGCUUCGCUUUAAGCCUGGCAAGAAAUCCACUCAAGCUACGGAUUCUUGAUGCCUUCGAAAUCGACCGUACAUCAUCAUUGGCUAUCGGUUCCUCCAUUCUAACACACUCUAUACUACUGAUCCAAUAUGAUAUGGCACAUUACUAAUAACUAAAAAUGUAUAAAUUAGG
Drosophila ficusphila is the source of this 386-nucleotide messenger RNA. Its product is annotated as putative gustatory receptor 59d. The record is from RefSeq and is a predicted model, not a curated record. NCBI's taxonomy places the organism in Eukaryota, Metazoa, Arthropoda, Insecta, Diptera, Drosophilidae. The coding region runs from base 145 to 363 and encodes 72 amino acids. The transcript has 2 exons. Gene Ontology annotation, cellular component: membrane. Gene Ontology annotation, biological process: sensory perception of taste.